UUUGUGCCACCUCCUCUGCUGAAACAUUAUGUCAAUAAAAUUCAGAAAUACAAGGACAAUUAUGUUUCAUUUGAUGGCCUCACUACACACAAAUUUCCUUACCAGGAGGCUGGUCAGCCAACCAAGCUUCCAAAACUACCAGAUAAAGCUAGGCCCUGUCUUCCCUUCUCCACUACAACUGAAUUUCAGGAAAAACACAAAGCUUGACUACAGCCUCCUGUAUUCACCAGAAAACCUGAUGCAUAUCUUCCUCCUUUGGAGAAAAUGGACCUUCACACCAUUAAUUGGACAAAUUGGAAGCAUCCAAAUGAAAAGCCAGCCAAGAUGUAUCAAGCUUUGGCCCGGCUUAAUAAAAUUACUGAACAAUUUAAUAACACUUCUACAGUGAAGGAAGACUAUAAGCCUUGACUAUGAAAUAGACUAAAACCUAUCACUCAUGAUCCGACUUUCCCAGCAAAACCAGUAGAUUGCUUGACUACAUUUUGGACCCAUCAUUGGCCUCAUUCACUAGUUACGUAAACCUUUAAACCUGUCUGGUCAGGCCUGAAACAUGCCACUGUCCUAGAUGCUAAAACAACCUACACAUCCAGAUACACACCAAAGGGCAUUGUUAGAUGCCUGGCCCCUUACAAAGACCCACCCCAAUUAGCAUUUGAGAAAACUGAUGCUGACAGCUUGAUUUUGUUUGUAACCUUCUUUUAA
This is a messenger RNA of Cinclus cinclus, 702 nucleotides long. It is a transcript of the gene SAXO1, whose product is annotated as stabilizer of axonemal microtubules 1. Gene Ontology annotation, molecular function: microtubule binding. The record is from RefSeq and is a predicted model, not a curated record. Lineage: Eukaryota; Metazoa; Chordata; Aves; Passeriformes; Cinclidae. Gene Ontology annotation, biological process: microtubule anchoring. Gene Ontology annotation, cellular component: ciliary basal body; cytoskeleton; axonemal microtubule.